This is a messenger RNA of Sphaeroforma arctica JP610, 286 nucleotides long. RefSeq lists its product as hypothetical. The annotation marks the transcript as partial. Lineage: Eukaryota; Ichthyosporea; Ichthyophonida. The record is from RefSeq and is a predicted model, not a curated record. The transcript has 2 exons.
GCUCUAAUCUGGUUUCUCGGUGGAAGGUCUUUUUACGCUUAACAACUGAGGCCGAUCCCCUGAAGACGUUACAGUUUGCGAUCAUUCUGUCUAUCAUCGACUCAUUUGUAGAUUACGUGUACCAGAAUGCGCUUAUACGCACUUCCUUUGCAAAGGCGGUCAAUGUCCCUGCUCCAAGUCUGUGUGUGGCUAAGGUGUUGUUGGGUACAGUUCAUGUGACAGUCAAGGGAAUGCGUGCUGCGUUGACCAUGGACACUCGCAGGCGAAAGCACAUCGCGUUUAAUGG